AACUCGGAGGAAGACGCCUACAAGCUGGGUGAAUGUGCCCUGCGCGGCACCUACUAUUUUUUCAUGUUUGUCACAUGUUAUUCCAUCUCCACCAAGGAUGGCUACUGGGCCAACUCACGCCUGUGCUGGGAGGCGGAGCAAACCGCCUCUCUCGAGACUGAAAGCUACUACGUCGCCGAGCUGGCCUACUACGUCUCGGGCAUCUUCAUCCACGUCUUCCUGGAUCAGCCCCUAAAAGACUAUUGGGUCAUGUUCUCUCACCACGUCAUCACCAUCCUCCUCAUCUACUGCUCCUACGUCUUUGGCUAUCAGCGUGUUGGUAUGCUUGUCCUCCUCUGCCACGACGUGAGCGAUAUCUUCCUGGACUAUGCCAAGUGUUUCCAUUACCUCGAUCUGGACAUGCUUUCCACCUUGACCUUUGUCAACAUGCUCAUCUCUUGGGUUCUUUACCGCCUUUACUACUACCCCACGAUCGCCAUCAACUCGGCCAUGUUCGAGUCCAUUGAGGAGGGCCCAAAACCCAAGUUCCAUGAGCUCUUCUGCAUCUGGCUUUCUCUGCUCCAGAUCUUGCACGUUUACUGGUUUGGCCUGAUGCUGGAUGUGGCUCGCCGUCGCCUCUUUGAGGGCGAAAUUGAGGACGUUCGCGACGACGAAGCCGUCAAGCGUCAAAGCUCGCAGCGCAAGCCAAAGACUCACUGAGUACUGCGCUGGCCCUGGGAUCGAUCGUUGGUCAUUGAGUCACCAAACAGAGUUGCAAAUUCAAUCGAACCG
This is a messenger RNA of Monosiga brevicollis MX1, 771 nucleotides long. RefSeq lists its product as uncharacterized. Gene Ontology annotation, biological process: ceramide biosynthetic process. Bases 64 to 699 code for a protein of 211 amino acids. The transcript is spliced from 6 exons. The record is from RefSeq and is a predicted model, not a curated record. Gene Ontology annotation, molecular function: sphingosine N-acyltransferase activity. Lineage: Eukaryota; Choanoflagellata; Craspedida; Salpingoecidae. Gene Ontology annotation, cellular component: membrane.